AUGACAAAACUUAAGGCCCUGAAAUUGCACCAGACAAAGGCCAAAUCAUGCAAAGCCAGCAUCGAGUCCUUCUCGCCAGCUCCCAUUCCGGAAAACCGCAGAAUACGACGUUUCACGACCAGGCCCAGACAUCGCCAAGUGCGCCGUGCCACCAUUGCCACAGCCAUGGACACCACUACCUCACCGUGCUCUGACACCAGUGCCUCUCCUCCGCAAAACAACACCUCUCCAACAACGAGCAGCCACAACAAUCGACGGAGAUCGGGUCGGACCCAAAUGAGAAGAACCACCAACCCGGCACCCAUUUCACCGGAGGACAACGCACCCGCAACAGUCGAUUCUCGCCAUACCGCCAGCAGCACCCCACCUGCUACUCCGAGGCACCAUACCGCACAGCCUGUGGUCAUCAUCUCGCCAUUGCCUAAUAGCAACUGGACGAGAAGCGAACCCUUUCUUUCCAGGCCCCCAUCACCACCUACGGACCAGCCACAUGUACCCGUACCAGAGGCUCAACCAAACCCCGGAUGCCCGCCACCAGCAUGCGCCCCGGUUGAACUUCAGCCUCCAACAGACCAGCAAUCGACGGAUGUCCCCAGCUGGGCCCUCGCCUGGAGAGAUCGAUUCAACAUAGCACUGGACCCUGAUAUGCUGGAGGUCAUGACCAAUGACCUCGUCACUAUGACACAAGAAAUGUGUGCCAUCAGGGUACACGAGCCCACCACAAAUCGCCACCAACAGCCUAUCACGGCAUGCGACGCCAGCAAAAUCCAGAAGCUGUAUAGGAUAAACAGGAAAAGGGCAAUGACCAUCAUAACUGAAGGCCAACCGACCUAUUGCGAAAUAGACAAAGACUGCCUCUACGAACAUUUCAGGUCAGUACAUUCCUCACCCACUGACUCUCAGGGCCCAUGCCCUACCCUUUUCCCACAGACGCUUCAACAUGACAACAACGACCCGCUGACAACGCCUUUUACCCCCGAGGAAGUAAAAGCUCGAUUCAGACGCUGCCACAACACAGCCUCAGGUCCUGAUGGUCUACGUUAUCAACACUGGAACCGCCUGGACCCUCAUGGUGUAAUACUGAGCAGCGUAUUCAACGCAGUCCUGAGGACUUCCCACAUCCCGCAAGGAUGGCAAAAAUCCAAUACCAUACUUAUCUACAAAGGCGGAGAUAAGCAAGACGUCACCAACUGGCGUCCUAUCGCCCUCUCUUGCACACUUGGCAAACUGUACACAGCUUGCCUUGCCAACCGCCUCCUAACCUGGUGUCUUGAUAAUAACAUCUUUUCCCAUUCACAGAAAGGCUUUCUCCCGUACGAGGGUUGUUUAGAACACAACUUCCUGCUACAAGCAUCAAUAAAAGACGCAAGACGCCAACGCAAGGACUGCCACGUAGCGUGGCUUGACAUUGCCAACGCGUUUGGAUCGGUACCACACCGCACCAACGCCCAAUGUCUCCAGUGGAGCGGCCUCCAUGAGAAGAGCAUUGAAAUCAUCAUGAACCUCUUAGCCAACAACUCCACAAGGAUCCGGGCCCAAGACGGAUAUACCGAUGACAUCCCAAUCCUCUCAGGCGUCAGACAGGGCUGCCCCUUAAGCCCACUUAUAUUCAACAUCGUAGUGGAAACGGCCAUCAAAUGCGUAAAGAGCCUCAACAAUGGCUACAACCUCAUGGGAGAAGAGGUAAGUAUUAUCGCCUACGCAGAUGAUCUUGCCCUCAUCAGCGCCACCAGAGAAGGCCUCCAACAACAACUGGACGCCAUCACGGAAUGGGCAGACUGGGCUGGCCUCCACUUCAAACCUAGGAAAUGCGCCACCCUCUCAGUCAUCGGCCCUCGGCACACCACCGAAAACAUCACUUUCAGCAUCCAGGGAUCCACACUUCCAAGCCUUAGCCCAGACGACACAUACAAACAUCUUGGCGUCCCGACGGGCUUCUCUACUCACCCAACGGACCCCGACAUCUUCAACAAAAUCUCCGAGGACAUUCCCCGACUUGACAGAGCUAAACUGGCCCCCUGGCAGAAGAUUGAUGCACUAAACACCAUUCUUCUGCCAAGGCUAUCUUUCCACCUUCUUGCAGGUUCCAACCCUAAAAAGCCACUGCACAAGUUGGACCGCCACAUCGUGAAACACACCAAGAAGUGGAUGAAUCUCCCACAAAGAGCCAGUUCUGAGAUCAUCAAUAUCCCCAACGACUUCGGCGGCGCUAACAUCCCAUCUUGUUAUACUCUAGCGGCCAUCUCUCAAGUCACCCAGGCAAUGCACCUGCUGACCUCCAAAGACCCUACCAUCUGCCUCCUGGCCACCAGUUUCCUCAAAGACGUGGUGAGAAAACGUAUCUACCGAGACCCGUCCCUCGAGGAUAUCUGUACCUACUUAAAUGGAUCCAUGAACGACGAGUUCGGCGCCAAGUCAUACGACAUCUCAUCAAUAUGGACGAGACUUCGAAUAGCCACUCGUCGCCUCCGCAAGACCAUCGAUUGCGGCUGGACCCCAGUAGGAAAUACCAUCGCCAUGGCCUGCGAGAACAACCUUACCAACAGAGCCAAUUGUACCAACGUUCUAUCUACCAAAUACAAAUUAGCUCAACUGAACUGCCUGCUAAGAAAACCCGACCAGGGUAAGUCUUUUAAAAUCAUUUCAGGACACCCUGCAAGCAGCCACUUCCUCAAGAGCGGUAAUUACACGACCUUCGCCGACUGGCGCUUUGUACACAGAGCUCGCCUCAGCAUCGUCCCCCUCCAUGGACAUCGGCGCUUCGGGAAUACAUCUAAGAAAUGCAGGCAGUGCAACUAUCCCCGAGAAACUCUAGCCCAUAUGCUUAAUCACUGUACUCGGAACUUACACAUGGCCACCAAACGCCAUGAUGCAGUCUUAAACAGACUCCACCACGCCAUCCGACCCGGAAACUUCGAAAUCCUCACCAAUCAACAGGUCCCCGGGUACAACGACAGAUGCCGACCAGACCUAGUGGUCAUUAGCGACACGGCAAAAACCGCAACGAUUGUGGACGUAUGUAUCCCCUUUGAAAACGGCCAAGACGCCUUUGAUAUAGCAAGACGAGCCAAGGAAGAAAAAUACCGCAACGUUAAAGAAUACUUCAGAAGGCAAAGCUAUAACACCACCUGCGACGCCUUCAUCCUCGGAUCCCUGGGAGGUUAUGACCAUCAGAACACCUCCGUCCUACAACGUCUCGGUAUCUCCCGCAAUUACAGCAGAACCAUGAUCAAACUCAUGGUUAGCGACACGAUUCGCUGGAGUAGGGAGAUCUACCACCACCACCUUCAACGUCCCAAUUAA
Centruroides sculpturatus (bark scorpion) is the source of this 3303-nucleotide messenger RNA. RefSeq lists its product as uncharacterized. The coding region runs from base 1 to 3303 and encodes 1100 amino acids. The transcript has a single exon. Lineage: Eukaryota; Metazoa; Arthropoda; Arachnida; Scorpiones; Buthidae. The record is from RefSeq and is a predicted model, not a curated record.